Messenger RNA from Penicillium canariense, 3375 nucleotides. RefSeq lists its product as uncharacterized. Lineage: Eukaryota; Fungi; Ascomycota; Eurotiomycetes; Eurotiales; Aspergillaceae. Bases 1 to 3375 code for a protein of 1124 amino acids. The record is from RefSeq and is a predicted model, not a curated record. Gene Ontology annotation, molecular function: protein binding. The transcript is spliced from 8 exons.
AUGCGUGCUACUACCAUGGCCACAACAAGGGGCGUUGUGGCGACCGCCGGCCAACUUCACGUAUUGCGCGAUCAAGUCGAUACUUUUCGGGAAGGUGUUGAUAUCGUUCUCGUUCCCGGUAUUGGAACUCCUUUACCCGCGACCUGGCCAUUUGCUAAGCCCGAGUGGCUCACUACCCUGCCUGGCUCCGGUGCUGGAACACGCGUCCUUGCCUACGAGUAUCCCUCGCCAUUUACGGGGAGCAGACCUUCAUGGGAGUCAAUUCUGAUGCUAGGCUACGACCUUCUCCAAAUUCUAAGUGACGCUCUAUCAGGAUAUGAUCCAGAUCUGACCACCAAGAAGCCAAUUUUGAUUGUCUGUCAUAGCUUGGGCGGCCUUAUAGUCAAGCAAUCUUUGUGCGUUGCCAACAAGCAGUUUCCUCGGUACGGAUCAGUGGUCAAUGCUAUCGCGGGGGUCAUCUUCCUGAGCACUCCACACCGUUAUGGCGACAAAUCAAUGAACCUGAUGCGGUUUCGAGACAUCGUAGAAGCAACAACCAAUAGGGCUUUCAAGAUUCCGAAUGCCAACAUUGAGCAAGAAGGCACCAUUUUGCUGGACCUUGCAAAUAGAUUCGAAGGGAUCUCGUUCCGCACUCCUCUACUAUCCGUCUAUGAACUGAGAGAAUCGAGAAACAGCUCAACAACUUUACGGCAGAAAUACCAACAAUUGGUGAACCGUGAAGCAUGUUCGACCCAUGCCCCAAUGGAAACAGUAGUCGGCCUCAAUCUCGACCAUUUUGAUACAUGUCUAUUUACCAAAAGUGUUGGUGGUGAAGGUCUACCAGUACUCAACAACUUUAUUUACGAGACUUUGUAUGAUGCAGUGAAUCUUGUUGCAAUGCGAUUUGAAGAGCACGAGUAUCAAUACGCCACAAUGAGCACCUAUUCACCUACAAUGAGCGAAUUCCCGCUUACAGUUGAGCAACAGGACUCUACGAAAUGGCCGUCUCUCAAAACAACAGAAUGGAUAUCGAAUAGAGCAACAGAAGGAACAUCCAUUUCAGGCUUUGAUCUUGUUUAUCCCACGCCGCCAAUUGCAGAGAAUAAGAAGCCGCUCCACUUGCCCUGCAUCCUUCUCAACACACAUUCUGCCAAUGAAGAUUUUUGUGGUCGCGAAGAUAUCUUGGAGCGUCUUGCUACAGAGCUUCUGCCUUCAAAAUCAAUAGCAACGGCUUCAGGCAGCGGUCUACGACAGUUUGCGCUCUGCGGUUUUGGUGGUAUUGGAAAGACAGAAAUAGCCCGCGAAUUCUCCCGACGUCACAAAGAAUCCUUCGAUGCUGUAUUCUGGGUGAUGGCAGAUAAGAUUGCAAAGCUUGAUCACCAUUACCAGGAAAUUUCGUUAGCAUUGGGACUCGAAGAUCCGGCGGAAUGCAAAAGCCAAGUUGUUACCAGGGAAAUUGUGAAAGGAUGGCUCUCCAAUCCCCGAAAACAUCUGUCAGGCUCGGACGAGUUUGCACAACCCGGUGAUUCUAGCUCUGAAGCGACGUGGCUUCUGGUCUUUGACAAUGCAGAUGACCCUAUGAUUUUAGCAGAUUACUGGCCUCAAGGUAGCGGGUCGAUCCUCGUUACUAGCCGCGAUCCAUUGGCAAAAAACAUGUUUACGAGAAGACCGUCAGGCUUGGAUCUCGGUCCACUGACACAGCGGGAUAGCCUUUCCCUUUUCAACCAUCUCGCCACCAAUUCCAACGAAUCAAAUGACGAUAUAAUCCACCAAAUCUCUGAUACACUUGGUGGUGUUCCUUUGGCCAUUUCGCAGAUGGCAGGUAUCAUCCGACGACAAGACCUCACUUUGUCUGAAUUUUUCGAGCUGUAUUUGGAUCAUGAAGAACACGCCAAUCUCUAUGAGACAAAGUUCGAUACUAAUUUGGUCACAUACAAUCAUAGCCUCUCAACUGUUUGGGCACUUGAAAAGCUGAAGCCCCAGUCUCGACAACUAUUGGAGCUGAUGUCAUUCGUUGAUCCAGAUACUAUUAGCGAAGACUUGUUGAUGGAAUUGGCUGCAAAACUUCUUGAGGUCGAGGGCACACAUUUCAAGAAAAGUAUUUACAUUGAGGCUCGAACCGACCUCUUACAGUCAUCCUUGAUACAAAGAGAUAAACAAAAGCAACAAGUAUCGGUCCACCGCAUAAUCCAAGACGUCGUUUUGGCUACGAUAAAUGACACGAAGAAACAAUCCAUGUUUGACCAUGUCUUACGUGCCCUUUGGUCGAGUUGGCCAUCAGCAAUGCCCAAGCCAUCAAAGGAGCCAGAGCUACCUCUGCCAAAAUCAAAUGGCGGUCGGUUAUCUGUUGGAAGGUGGCCUGACUGCGCAGCAACUUACCCCCACGUCUUAAAAAUACACCAGAUAUGGCCAGUUAUCUCAAAUCCCCCUGAUGCCACUAAGAUGCUUUUCGCAAAGCUUUUGACUGAGGCUGCAUGGUACCAAAAAGAGCGUGGACGAACAAAACAAUUCGAUGGUUUUUUCGAAACAGCUCGCAGUAUCUGUGAGUCAACAACACACGCAGAUCGAGAUUCCCUGCUUGCAGACAUCUACUUCUGCCUGGGAUCUAUCGCCAUGGAUGCGAGCGAUUUUGAGACGAGCCGCAUUCACAAAGAGAACUCCCUAGAUCUAGUUUCCAAAAUAUGCAAAGUCUUGGGUACUGAAGACGAGAGGCUAUACCUCGCCUACGCGGAGCGGGGAAUCUCUCGCAUACAAGACAAACGGUAUGAAGAAGGUGAAUCCGACCUUAAGGAGGCAUUACGAAUGCGCAAAGCUCUCGGCAAUUACAUUCCCCGAUCCGGCGAAGCCAACCUAAGCUGGGCACUUCUUGCGCAAGGCAAGCUUGAAGAGUGUAACGUGCUUCUCCUUGAUAGUUUGGCUGGUAGAGAAAAGGCCUUGGGGAAGAAUGACAAGGAAUCUGUCCGGACUGGACUGAUCCUGUAUGCACUUGGUAACCUCCGUGCGGCGCAAAACCAAUGGGAUGACAGUUUCGAGUACCACCAGCGAGCAUGGCACCAUAUGCUGUCGACGGUGGGGGAGAGAGACUUUUACACUGCAAAUGUCGCUCACAAGGUAGCUGAACAUUUUAUCCGGUUAGGCCAACAUGAGGAUGCAAUCGGUAUGAUCAAUGUGGCGCUCGAUAUCUGGUCUGUUGAUCCAAGCGCAUGCAAAAACGAAAUUGCCCGCACUACAUUUCUCAAGGGAAAAUUGUUUGAGAUCACUGGCAAGAUUCAAAAAGCUUCCAUUGCAUUUAAGGUUGCCUGUCGCUUGAGGAAAGAGAUUAGCAAAGAGGACCGAGAUGUGAAUAGCUUGACGACGGAAGACUUUGACGAGAUUGUUGCUUUUUGGGCUCGUUGA